ACUGCAGCAUUGCAGAUAACACAGAAAAAAAGCAUCACAGCGGCGCCCUCUCCGCUGCAAUAUUUUUUUUGGGCAAAGAUAAAAGUGGCGUCGUCUUGCAGUUAAAGCCGCUAUGGCAGCAUAGAGGGCAUCUUCCCGGAGCGGAGAAUCCGCCGAUUCCUCGCUUAUAUGCCUUAAAGGAGGAAGCAGGCAGCGGAUCUUUCCACCCAGCAUCAUCCCGCGGACUCCAGAAAAGCUGCUGUUUACAUAUUGUGAAAUUCCUCGGGACAAAAAACAAAGCAGUGGAUCCCGAUGGCAUGGACACUUAUGCGAGGUCUGCCGCGCCGCCGUGGAGCCUGCUUGCCGUCUCUUCUUCCUUCGAUCCAGCUCCGUCGCCAUCGCCCCACAGCCCACAGAGCCCUGCCGCAACGCGACCAGCGACCACCGAGCCAAAGCAGGCGGCAUGAGGCUUGAUUCAGUGCAUUUAUCCAUGCUGAUCAUCGGGGUCUCAUUCGCCUGCUACCCCCCGAGUUUGAAUUCCCUGCAGGACCAGGCUUACAAAUCCGCCGUGGUGAUCGAGGGCAAGGUGCAGUCUACGCCUGGGAACGCGUCCGCGGAGCCGUACCGUGUGAAUGUCAAAGUGCUGGAUGUGUGGCCCUUAAACAGCGGGGGUCUGGAGAGAGAACAGCUCGUCACCGUGGGGGAAUUUGGAUCCGAGGCGCCGUGCGCCAAAGUGAAGAAGAACCACAAGUACAUUUUUUUCAUGGACCCCACUGACGAGCCGUUGGUUUUCAAGGCAUCGUUCGCGCCCCUGGACACGAGUGGGAAGAACCUCAAAAAGGAUGUUGGGAAGAUCUUGUGUGAAGACUGCGCUGCUGCUCCAAAGUUAAAACGGAUGAGGAAUCCAUCAAUAGUGGAUGAGGGAAGCAGGUUCACAGUUAAGUGUGAGGCCACGGGGAACCCUGCCCCCACCUACAGAUGGUUCAAAGAUGGCACUGAGCUUAAGAAAAGCAAAGUCAUCAAAAUAAAGACCAACCAGAAACACUCCAGAGUCCAGAUCAGCAAAGCAAAACUGGAGGAUUCUGGGAAUUACACGUGUGUGGUGGAGAACCCGCUGGGAAAGGACAACUCCACUGGCACUGUUAACGUCCAAAGCGUUCCCAUCCCCUCAGUACCCACAUCCUCAGAAACCACAACACUAUCUCAAGGCUCAGGCCACGCCAGAAGAUGCAACGACACGGAGAAGGCCUACUGUGUGAAUGGCGGUGACUGUUACUUCAUACAUGGUAUUAAUCAGCUGUCCUGCAAGUGUCCAAAUGACUUUACUGGUGAUCGCUGUCAAACCUACGUUAUGGCCAGUUUCUACCAGCAUCUUGGGAUUGAAUUUAUGGAGGCAGAGGAACUCUACCAGAAAAGAGUCCUGACAAUCACGGGCAUUUGUGUGGCUCUGUUGGUGGUGGGCAUCGUGUGUGUGGUUGCCUACUGCAAAACCAAGAAACAAAGAAAGAAGAUGCACAAUCAUCUGCGACAAAAUAUGUGUCCAGAACACCCAAAUCGUAACCUUGCUAAUGGACCCAAUCACCCAGGACCAGGCCCGGAGGAAAUCCCCAUGGUAGAUUACAUAUCAAAGAAUAUCCCUGCAACUGAGCGUGUUAUACGUCCUGCAACAGAGGGAUCGUUCCCCGCCAGCCACGCCUCUUCCAGAUCUCACAAUUCUUCCACGCGAGCCCAUUCAUCAACCAACAGACAUGAGGAACGGACAUGGAGCCUGGAUUAUUCUGACAGUAUCCACUCUGACUCACCUGGCAUGAUGUCAUCAUCCGUGGGGACCAGUAAAUGCAGCAGCCCUGCAUGCAUGGAAGCACGCGCCCGGCGGGCUGCACACUGUGGUUACUCUGACCCCCAUCGGACAGGCUUACAGUACGGGGACUCGUUCGACUCCCUGGGAGACUCUCCGCACAGUGACAGGUACGUGUCUGCCCUGACGACACCAGCCCGUCUCUCGCCGGUGGAUUUCCAUUAUUCAUUACCCCCACAGGUGCCUACCUUCCAGAUUACAUCUCCCAAUGCCAGCCACGCCAUGUCUCUCCCUCCUGCUGUCCACAAUCCCUACCCUCUGGAGGAUGACCAGCCUCUGCUGCGCCGCUACCAGGUGCCCCUACAUGACGCACAGUGCCAGGAGCCCUACCGGCAGCAGCGCCGGACCUAUCUAAAUGACAGUAGGGGCAGCUUGCCUUCCAGCCCCUACAGGCUGGCUGAGGAGGAAGACUAUGAGUCCACCCAGGAGUAUCUCUCCUCUCGGGAGCAACCAAAGAGAAGUGGGUCCAGUGGAUCUGGCAGCCGACGCUGGCACAGAUCCAGACUGAAUGGCCACGUGGCCCCACGUGGAUACGAAGCAUCUCGGGAUUAUGGGUCUCGAAGCUGCCUAACAGAUAGUGAGUCAGAGGAGGACGGGGAGAGCACGCCCUUCCUCAGUAUGCAGAACAUGAACGCCGAGCCCUCCACCAUCUACAGGCCGGCGGACAGUCGGACUUUUCACUCAUCAGGGCGACACAGUGGGAACACGCAUACAAGACUGACACACUCACGCUCCAAACCGGACAAUACUCCCCAUUAAAGAGUGAAAAUGAACCAACAAAAAUCAAUAUAGUAUAGACCUGCAUCUAUAAGAAAUAUUUUUAUUUUAUAUAACUGACAGAUAUUCUAAGCAAAUGAAAUAUUUAUUUUCAUUUUAGCAAAAGUUGUCUACUAGUUAACAGCAAAGACUUUUUUAUAGGGAAAACUCUAUUUAUAUGUACAUUUUGAUUUACAGCAUAAAAAGAUGUGCCAGUUUUUUCACAACGUUAAAAAAAUAGAGUAAUAUUGUGGUGCCUUUUGCUGUAUGCCGAUGCCAGAGGGCCAAUGGAGGUUUUUGUAGCCUUUCUUAUAUGAACGCCUCAUUUUUUUAUACUCGUUUGUUUCGUUUGUUUUCCUCUGUGGUUUCUUGUUUUACGUUCUUCCAAGUUUUAUUCUUUGAGGAGUCUAGCCCCGCUGGAACAUAAUCCCUUCACAUAUCAUGCAAUAUAAUCAACUUCAACAUAAAGUGUAUGUUUACAUUAAUAUGAUUCACCUCUAGUGUUUAUGAUUUGGGAUCUAUUAGAAUGCCUGAUAACUACAAUGAUCCUUUUUGCCCUCUAAUGUCUACAGAGAGAGAGAGAGAGAGAGAGAGUGCGAGUGUGAGCGUGACGAGAUUGUGUGCUUGAGUGUGCCUACAUGGUAGUUUGCUUGCGUGUGUCUGUGAUUGUUAGAAGAAUUUCUCUGUGUUGUGGCAACAUUAGACUUCUGUCUGAGCAGAAACGGCAGAGUGUCUGAAACGUUCACAGAACAGACUUUUAUCAGAACUGUGACUCCACCCCCUCAGUGAAGUUGGAUCGGUGAAACUGCCGUAAGUUAAGAAGGUUGUUGCUUCAUGUUUCUCCAGCUUUCAUGUCCUUUAAGGCUGCUAUUUACUUCUACGCUGCUGCACAUAAAUGUUCAGAAGCUGUUCAGCUAUAUAGUUGAAUAUAGCCACUAGGGGGCGGUGUCACACGUAGGGCCAGAAAAUGUAGAAGGCCGGACAUUUAUCCUGUUAGCACAGCGAUGGUGUCUCUUCAGGAGAUAUAAUGUACCAUAAAAUAAUGCAAUUAUUGUGUUGUCCAUGUUGCCACAAUCAAGCAGCCAUGUUGGUGAAAACAAGCCCAAAAUAACCGACUUCAAACGAAGAAGCCCAAAUAAGCAAAUGUGCAUUGCAAUCAAAAUUACUUCCAAUUUAAAUAAAGCUACUUUUAUAAAUAAACAAGAUCAAGGUUGUUAAAAAUAAUGAGUCUGACAACCCUGGUGUCCAGUGUGUUGAACUUUGGCUGGGUGUUACAAUGCAAAGCAUUAGCAUGAGGCAAAACCAAGACUUUGAGGAGUUGAGAUCAAGACCAAGCCUGCGCAAAAUUGAGUCAGCUCCAAGAUCUUCCAGUGCGAAUCCCCCACUGCAUGACACAUUGCAAAUAAAAAUUAAAACCAGGUAAAUCACAAUUAAUCUGAAAAAUCCAAUAGUCAUUUUCUUACCAUGCAGUAACAAAAAGGUGGUGACAUUUGAAGCACAGAGUUGUCCAUCCAAUCAAAGAAAUUAAGCUAAUGAAUAAUUCAGAUAAUGGACAGGACCUUUAGCGAAAUACUCACUGUUGUGGUUUUGUCUCAUCUUAAAAUAGAAUCCCAAGACUUCUAUGUACAAAGCCUGAGACCUUCACUAAGUGGUCUUGAACGCGGUCUUGAGUACUACACCCCUAGCAGGGUUGGGUAGGAUUACUUUGAAAGAAUACAUGUGGAUUACAUGUAUGUAUGUACAUACAUUUGCAUUACUUGUAAACUGAUUACUUUUGGAUUACAUUUCAAAGUAAUCCUACCCAACCCUGACCCCUAGUAAGCAUGGCCUUUGGUUGGCAGCUCCGGGUUGCUUGUGGUUGUCACAGCAGAUCCGGUAUGAACCUGCAACUGCCCCGUUUUAGUCAUUUUGUUGCAGUUCAUGCCUGUCACCCGAUGGUGGCAGUAAAUGCAACCAGUCAGCUUCUUUUGACAUGCAGCAGAGUUGCGGACGUCACAUCAGCAUGUCAGAUAUGUCACAUCACCGUCAUUGUAAUAGCAAUAAUUUCCCGUGUCAGUCUGAGGCCACACAGAUAUGCAGCAACACCAAUUUAGCAGAAAACAUGAAGAAGAAGCAGAAGAAGCUCAGAAUAGGAAAGAAUUUUCUCCUUGUUUGACAAGAUAUCUCUCUCGGGAAUAUAUCAUAGACUAAGGAAAUUAUUGUGCUCGCUGUACAUCCCAUGUGCUAAACUUAGCCUGUGUUUUUUUGUUGUUGUUUAUGUGAACAUUGAGCUAGCAUAAUCUGCUGUGUUAGCAUUGGUUCAAACCCUUCAACCAAUCAGCUUCUUUUAAUGUGCGCUAUUGAGAUUUAGGAUGACAACACUUCAGCAUCUGGCUUGUUUUAUUAUCCAUAAUUCCUGGUGUUAGCCUGAGUCCACACUGGCGUGCAACAGCGCAGAAGAAAAAAAAAGUAGCAUUAGCUUCCAGUCUGCUCCACUCAAAGUAUGUUUUCCUCAUGGUCGCCUCACACUUCUUACCGUGUCUGUUGUUGCUAAGAGGUCAAGAGUCACUGAAGAAGCCUCUGCCAUCGGAGGAAAUGAAAGUCUUUUUCUCUCUUGUCCCUCCCUAUUUCCAUAUCCCUCCAUCCGUCUGUGUCCAUUCUGUUUUCGUGACUAGCGAUAAAAGCCGCAGUGUCUCAGGAUUUCCACACGAUCCCAACACUUUAUACGCUCUUCACCCUUUUGCUCCACUUAAGGCCUACCUAAGACGACGGCCCACCUCAUAGAGUCGUGGGCCGACAUGUAAACACACGGCCUACCAUUUCCAAGGACACAUCCACACAAAGAGGCGGAAGUGGCAAGGACACAAAUGUCGAUAUCGGUGAAAUAGCUGUGAAAUGUCAGAGGGUCAUAAAACUGCAAAAAUAUGCAAACUUCUGUUUUGCAGUUUGAUUGCGUCAUUUUCUAAGAGGUGACUGUUGUGCGUGGAAACACUUUGUGAUGCCGCUGGUGUCAAAAUGAAAUGAUAUACAUGCAUAGUUACCAGAUUCUUUUGAAAGCUACCUAUUAUGCAGCCAUCAGUUGAAUUGUCAGCCUUUUGUUGUUCAUAUGCCCGUCGGAUGAUUGUGUCCAUGAAUUAUUUUAUGUUAAUGUGCACAUUUUCUUCAGGUAAUGUCAAAUAGCAUCCAAAUAAUGGGUCCUCUUACAGUACAGUGUCCUGCUUUGUCUUGUUGACAGUCACCCUGUUAAUGAUAAGAAUUUUGAAAAUUUACUGCUAAUACUUCUAUCCUCUGUCCUCCACUUUAAACACAAUUCAAGAAAAUGUCAAACUCAUUAAUUAAAGAGAAUCAGCAAGAGGACAGUGGAUAGAUUUUUUCUUUUUUGACUCAUUAUCGAUGUUUUCCAUUCCUCGUUAUAAAAAUUAACACUGACUUAUCAGGUGGAUAAAAUGAUCUUUAAAAGGUUGUCCUGCAAUUCCAGCUGCUGCGUGGCAAAUGCACAGUUGCACUGUUGGAGAGAACGUUCUUUGGUCACACAUCACUUGCAGAUGUUUCAUUGAGUUUCUCAACUCUGGGGUUAAUUUUGUACAUCUAAUGAAUGCAAACGAAGACAGUGCUCCUCUAGUGUAAACGUGAUACUGCCUUCACUUUGCCGAUCCUCUCACUGAAUUGAGAUGCUACCAGGCACAUCCUGCCAGUCUCUUUUGUUUAAUUUUAUGACCCCGUCCCCCGCUUGAAAUGUUUAAACACCUCUCCUCUGCAUGUCCUUGUGGUCAAGGUUAGAUGGGUGCAUGGUAAAAAAAAUAAAAAAUAACACUAAAAAUAUAAAAAAGCAGCAGACAAUUCUUUUCCAGUCAGUGAAAGUGUAUUUCAUUUAACAUUCAGCAAUAAAAAAGUACCCUGACCCAUAUCAUUCCUGAAAUAUGCUAGAAAAAAAGAGAAAAAAUGCGAGACUGUCAUAGAUUGUAAAAUAAAAUGAAAACUGAAACCACCUGUUCAUAUGAGAAAAUAAAUCUUUAUUCAUACCA
Thalassophryne amazonica is the source of this 6597-nucleotide messenger RNA. Its product is annotated as pro-neuregulin-2, membrane-bound isoform-like. Gene Ontology annotation, biological process: intracellular signal transduction; nervous system development; animal organ development. The coding region runs from base 443 to 2596 and encodes 717 amino acids. Gene Ontology annotation, molecular function: signaling receptor binding. The transcript is spliced from 11 exons. The record is from RefSeq and is a predicted model, not a curated record. Lineage: Eukaryota; Metazoa; Chordata; Actinopteri; Batrachoidiformes; Batrachoididae.